Messenger RNA from Suillus paluster, 708 nucleotides. RefSeq lists its product as uncharacterized. The record is from RefSeq and is a predicted model, not a curated record. Lineage: Eukaryota; Fungi; Basidiomycota; Agaricomycetes; Boletales; Suillaceae. The transcript has a single exon. Bases 203 to 640 code for a protein of 145 amino acids.
CCGCAAACCCUAUGAUCUCAUGAAGUUAUCCUCCAAAUAUUUGUUGUCCUAACAUGCCUUCGUCGUCGUCGUCGUCGUCGUCAUGGUGCUCGUCAUCAAAAACAACGGUGUGCUGCGAACUACUUGAGCGACCGCCUCAUCUCCAUCUGCUUACGGCCUACAGCGUUCGAAACCUUGUUCUGCCCCUUCCUACGCAGUAAUUAUGUUGCUCGCUAUUUUUUUUCACUCAUUGGUUCCACCCUCGACAACACCUUUUUCAUCACACCCCUCACCUACCGCCACUUCUUCAGUGUCAUCCAAUUUCCUAUCACUUCCUUGCAAGAUCCUCGUGGUCACUCCCGCACCUCGCUAUUCUUACCUUCUCUCUUCCCAUUAUUUUCCGCUUGCCCUCGCCGUCUCUGGUGUAUCUCGUUCCGUCCACGCAGUGCUUACUGGCCCUCGUGCGCGUCGUCGCACCGACGCUGGUGUUGCCAUCCGUGAAGACUCCCUCAUGGAAAUUUGGGAUGGUCUAGAGCAAUGCUGGGAGGACUCCGAGUCUCUCCGCCGUGGAGUAGGCGGCAUUAGCACUGUGGGCGGCGGCCUUCCAUUGCGGUCAGCGUAUCAAGAUUUGCGUGAGACCCCCUCAAUGACACGUUCCUAGGCAGCCAACACAGGCGCUACAUCCCCAGCGCAGUCAUCGUGAGAGAGUCAACGUUUCUAGACAAUGCC